Molecule: messenger RNA, 1540 nt
Organism: Cebus imitator (Panamanian white-faced capuchin)
Lineage: Eukaryota; Metazoa; Chordata; Mammalia; Primates; Cebidae
Gene: GARIN1A
Product: family with sequence similarity 71 member F2
Exons: 5
Coding region: 735-1307 (190 amino acids)
Cellular component (GO): nucleus
Source: RefSeq, a predicted model, not a curated record
GCCACAGCACCUGGCCCCAUUCUCUAUUUUCUAAAAAAGAUGUAGAGCAUUGGGAGAAGGUCCUCUGGCCUUGGGAACACAGGGGUCCCUCCUCAUACAUUCCUUACCUGGGUCCCUGUGGCUCCUUAGUGGCCAUACUUCUGGUGCUUUUCUGCCAGCCAUGCACAGUGAAGUGAGGGGUGUCUUAGCUGAGACAUUGUGCCCAGUGCCAGGCCACGCAUCCAGUCUUUCUGUCCUGCGACAGCCUCCUGGUGCUUCCAGAGAAUAGGUCCUCAUUCCACUCAAGACCCAGCAACAAGAUGGCCCCUUCCUCAUCCUGGGAUUAGUGCUCCAAACCUCCCUCAACUCAAGCUCACUGGGUCUUCCCCAUUCAACAUCUCUUUCCUCACUUUCCUCCCCUUCUGGACUUUGUUCACACAAUCUCCCUUCUAGGCCACUGGAAACCAGGGCCAGCUUCUCCUACCCAAGGGUGGGGGAAUGAAAACUUCAGUGCCACUCAGCUUUUUCUUGCUAGUGCAUCUUUUUACAGUUAGAUAAAACAGAGGACACAGAGAAGGACAACACAGGGCUCCUGAGGCCAAGGACCUUGAAGUCUAUUUGGGGAAGCCAACGAAAAGGAUCAACAGCAGGUCAUUAAGCCCGGGAACUGGAAAGAUGUCUGUGAAAGGUCUACCACCGUGAUCCUUGGGGUGACCUCCUCAGUGCCUUCCCUGCCACUCCCCAAUGUCCUCCUGAUGGCCAAUGUUACCUGGCCCCGGGGUCCGUUUUCCACCUGGAACACACCUGGUGAUGCCCCAGUCAUCACCCUCAGCAGGCUUCUCCCCCUGAAGUAUGUGGAGCUACGAAUCUAUGACCGGCUCCGACGCAUCCUGAGGGUUAGGACAGUGACCGAGAAGAUCUACUACCUGAGGCUCCACGAAAAACACCCAGAGACUGUGUUUCAAUUCUGGAUCCGCUUGGUGAAAAUUCUGCAGAAAGGCCUGUCCAUCACCACCAAAGACCCAAGAAUCGAAUUCACUCACUGCCUGGUGCCCAAGAUGCCCACCAGCUCCACGGAAACAACACCUGAAAACAGCCUCCUGUCAACCCCCCAGCCCAGCGAGACUCUCAUGCUGCUGGCGGCUGAGCAAACCAGUGGCAGUUUCUCACAGCUCUCAGGAAAGCCCCAGCUCACAGCAGACAGGAACGAUGACACUGCCAUUGAAACAGGCAAUUACAGAAGCUGUAAGAUACCCUCGCCAGUGGCAUCUCCAAUCAAUUUGAAUAUACCCAUGAGAGCUGCUUUGAGCCACAGCCUCUGGGAAUAAGAGGACCCUCAUGAGCACUUUCUACAAGUUCCUGCAGCCAGUUCCCUAGGAGAGCACUUCUUGGGACCCUGACACCAGACAAAACAUGCUCUCCCUGGCAUGGGUGUACUUGCUACCACCUCUUAUAACACUCCUUUCCCACCGUGGGUCAGAGGACCAUGGGAGAGGUGAGAUGGUGUUUCCAACAAGGUGCCUCUGUCCUUCUGCCAAUAAACCUCCAAGUGAGUCUCUAA